Molecule: messenger RNA, 2184 nt
Organism: Equus quagga
Lineage: Eukaryota; Metazoa; Chordata; Mammalia; Perissodactyla; Equidae
Gene: GPR149
Product: G protein-coupled receptor 149
Exons: 4
Coding region: 1-2184 (727 amino acids)
Biological process (GO): neuropeptide signaling pathway
Cellular component (GO): neuron projection
Molecular function (GO): neuropeptide binding; G protein-coupled receptor activity
Source: RefSeq, a predicted model, not a curated record
AUGUCUGUAUUUUUCAGUAACUUAUCAACUAAUGACUCUAGCUUGCAGAAAGAAAAUCGUAAUUCGACGGAUCCAGCAGGACCUCCGAAUAUCUAUCUUUUUUGCCUGACAAGCCUGAUGACUCUGGCAGCCCUGGCGGGCAGCAUCUAUUCGCUGGUGUCCCUGCUGAAAAUGCAGAACAGAACUGUGGUGUCCACGCUUGUGGCUUCGUGGUCUGGGGAUGACCUCAUGAGCAUCCUGUCGGUGACCAUCUUCCUGUUCCUGCAGUGGCCAAAAGAGGCCCCUGACCACUUCCAGCCCCUGUGCACCACCUCUGCCUUACUGUAUCUGUGCCAGGGGCUCUCCAGCAACUUGAAGGCGACUCUGCUGGUCUCCUACAACUUUCGCACGAUGCGCGGGGCCGCGGGGAGCGGGCCGGCCCCGGGAGGAGCGGGCCGGGCGCUGGGCGCGGCGUUGGCCGUGUGGGCGGUCAGCCUGCUGCUGGCCUCGCCACCGCUGGGCGGCUGGGGCGCCUUCGUGCGCACGCCCUGGGGCUGCCUGGCCGACCGCUCCAGCUCCUACGUGCUGCUCCCCUUCGCCGUGUACUCCGCGGCCUUCGCGCUCCUGGCGGGCCUCUCGGUGCCGCUCACCCACCAGCUGCUGUGCUCGGAGGAGCCGCCCAGACUGCGCGCCAACUACCGGGCGAUGCCCCGCGGCGCGUGCACGCCCGGGACUCCUCCGACCGCGGGCGGCGGGCUCGCCCGGUCCCCGGACGGCGCUGCGGGCCCGGCCCUGCGGGGCGCGGGAACUCGGCCCCCGACCUCGGCCGCUGCGCUCGGACCGAGGCCGGGCGGGGGGUCCCGGGGGGCUGUCCACGGCCCCCGCAGCCUCGCCGUGAGCGCGGCGCAGAGGCGCUUCUCUUUCGUCCUGGCGCUGGCGAAGGUCGUCCUGUGGCUGCCCAUGAUGGUCCACAUGGUGGUCCAGCACGCCGUGGGGUCUCAGAGCCUUCCCUUCGAGACACUCAGCUUCCUCCUAACCCUGCUGGCCGCCACUGUGACCCCAGUGUUCGUCCUGUCCAAACGCUGGGCCCACCUGCCCUGUGGCUGCGUCAUCGACUGCAAGCAGGGCGCCUGUGAGGUUGCGUCGGACGGGAGGAAAGCCAAGAGGAGAGGCUUUGAAUUCAAUCUAUCUUUCCAACGAAGUUAUGGAAUUUAUAAAAUAGCAUAUGAAGAUUACUAUGACGAUGCUGAAAAUUCUACAUCAUAUCACAGUCUCAUGAACUACGAGUGCAAAACUGCAAAAGACUCUCAGAGAGACUCUUGUGAUAUCUUCAACGCCAUAAAAGUGGAAAUCAGCACUACACCCUGUCUGGACAGCUCCACCCUGAAAGGCAUCAACAAAUGCACGAAUACUGAUAUUACAGAGGCUGAACAGGAUUCCCACAGUCAAAGGGGCGUUGAUCUACUGGUUUCCGAAAAAACAGGAGGUGACAUUAACUAUGAAGAAACCACCUUUUUGGAAGGGCCAGAAAGAAGACUUUCUCAUGAGGAGAGUCAGAAACCAGACCUCUCAGACUGGGAAUGGUGUAGGAGUAAAUCAGAAAGAACCCCUCGUCAGCGCUCUGGUGGUGGCCUGGCCAUCCCCCUGUGUGCAUUCCAGGGCACCGUGUCUCUCCAAGCGCCUACAGGGAAAACUCUUUCUCUGUCUACCUAUGAGGUAAGCGCAGAAGGACAAAAAAUAUCCCCAGCCUCUAAGAAAAUAGAAGUCUAUCGAUCCAAAAGUGUCGGCCAUGAGCCAAACUCUGAGGAUUCUCCCGCCACGUUCGCGGACGCCAGUGUGAAAAUACACUUGGAAGUUCUUGAAAUCUGUGAUAAUGAGGAGGCCUUGGACACCGUGUCAAUCAUUAGCAACAUCAGCCAGUCGUCCACACAGGUCAGAUCGCCAUCUCUGCGCUACUCCCGGAAAGAAAACAGAUUCGUCUCGUGUGACUUAGGGGAGACAGCCUCCUACUCUCUCUUCUUGCCCACAAGUAGUCCUGAAGGGGACAUCAACAUCUCCAUCCCGGACACGGUGGAAGCACACAGGCAGAACAGCAAGAAGCAGCGUCAGGAGAGGGAGGGGCACCAAGAGGAAAUCCAGCUGUUGAACAAAGCCUACAGGGAGAGAGAGCGAGCGAGCCAAGGGGCCCGUGAUCCCCUGGUCUAA